Paraphaeosphaeria sporulosa is the source of this 784-nucleotide messenger RNA. RefSeq lists its product as uncharacterized. The transcript has 5 exons. NCBI's taxonomy places the organism in Eukaryota, Fungi, Ascomycota, Dothideomycetes, Pleosporales, Didymosphaeriaceae. The record is from RefSeq and is a predicted model, not a curated record. The coding region runs from base 1 to 741 and encodes 246 amino acids.
AUGAAGUUCACUGUCGUCGCUAUCGUCUCUGUGCUCAUUGCGCCCCUCGCAUACGCUGCUGCGUUGUCUCCUGCCAACAUCAACGCUCUUGCAGCCCGCGACACCAACGCCCAGAGCGGUUUUGAAGAUGUUGUUGGAUACGCUCUUCCUGAUGGUACCCGAAAGAUCGACUUCUAUCUGAACGGUGCCCUCGAAGGCAGCGCUGUAGAGACCAAGGACGGAGUUGAGUUCCUUGAUGCAUCUGGCGCAGUCGUCAGUCUCGGCGACCUUGACCAGGCCGGUGGCUUGGCCAAGCGCGUUUCCAAGUUCGACUUUGCCAUUAAAUUCGCAAAGCUUCUUGCCAAGUAUGGCAAGAGGGCCUGGGACUUCUUUUACUGCGUUGGCUUGAACGCUGCCUGGAAGUGCAGCGAUGAUUUCAUUGACUGCGCCGGUUCGGGCAUCCCUCCGUGGAGCUGCAUCGAGGGAAUUUCUAUGUGGAGAAGAAGGAGCAAGUUCCGGAUCCUCAUCAAGGAGGGCUACAGCAUAACCAUUUCUACUGCCAACAUAUGUCCCGAGAACGGCGAAAACAUCGCCAUCGUGGAUCUGUUCCUCGCAGGAGAUAAAAUUGCGACGUCUGAAUUCGAUUUGUUUCAGCUUGCUCUACGAUGGUGUCAGCGUAACGGCAACGACGUCCUAGAAUAUAGCCAUAUUCUCGGUCUUAGUGCUCUCACAGAUGAGCAGCAGGUCUGGCCUGGCAAGUAGUUCAAGAAUCAGCUUCUGGAGCCAUUGCUGAAUCUGGUUCACC